UAAUCACGCAAACGCUCUCGUUGCUACCCCGGUGUCUCUUCUGCAUGACAAAUCAGUAUCCAUGCUGCGGCCCACCGACUCCGCUGUUGUACAUAUAGUGCCACCUACGCACCCGGUGCAGGAAACCACUCAUCAUGAGCGACUUGUCUGAGAAGCACGCGCUGGAGUCUGGAAUGCAGCCGGCAGUUGAGGAGAAGGGCAAUGCGCUCGAUGCCACUGCGACGUAUACCCCCGAGGAAGAGAGACAGGUGCUGCGCAAGAUUGAUCGGACUAUCUUGCCUUUGAUUUGCAUUGUUUUCUUUAUGCAAUAUCUAGACAAGCAGAGUCUCAGCUAUACAUCUGUUUUCGGCCUCCUCACCGAUCUCAACCUCACGAGCACUCAGUACUCAUGGUGCUCAUCCAUCUUUUUCGUCGGACAGCUUGUAGCCGAGUUCCCAUUCAUCUACCUGAUGUCUAAGCUCCCGCUCACCAAGCUUGUUGGCGUUACCGUUAUCAUAUGGGGCAUCGUCUGCAUGUGCCUCGCCGCACCGACGAACUUUGCGGGCUUCGCUACAGUUAGAUUCCUCCUGGGUUUCACCGAAGGCGCCGUGUCCCCAGCGUUCGUCACCAUCACAUCCAUCUGGUACCAGAAGAGCGAACACGCCACCCGCACCGGACUCUGGGUCACCAUGAACGGCCUCGCCCAAAUCGCUGCCUGUAUACUCAUGUACGGCAUCGGCAAGAACAACUCCCUAGCCCUCGCACACUGGCGCGUAAUGUUCAUCGUCUGCGGCGCCAUGACCGUGGCCUCAGGCAUCGCCUUCUACUUUCUGAUGCCCAACGGCCCGAACGACGCGUGGUUCCUCAACGCGCGUGAGAAGGAAGUGCUCUCGCUGCGCAUGGCGCGCGACCGCGAGGGCGGCGACAAGACGUCUUUCUCUGUGCGGCAGCUGCGCGAAGCCCUGCUAGAUAUCAAGACGUGGUUUGUCUUUGCAUUCGGCGUGCUGAUCACCAUGCAGAGUCCCGUGCUCACCUUCGCCUCCCUCGUCAUCAACACAAUCGGCUACGAUAAGUACCAAACCAUGCUCUACACCGCGCCCUCGGGCGCCGUCCAGAUCAUGCUCCUCUGGGUGGGCAUGCUGGGCUGCAGGCUGUUCCCGCACAACCGCACACACGUGAUCCUCGCGCUCAUCAUCCCGCCGCUGAUCGGAAACAUCCUGCUCCUGCGCCUCUCGCUGUCUGCGGGCUGGGGCAUGAUCGCCGCGUCGUGGCUGGCGUCGUGCCUCUCGGCAGCGAUGUCGCCGCUGCUGUCGCUCACCGCGUCGAACGCGAAGGGGAACACAAAGCGCGCGGUUGUCAGUGCGGUGUUUUUCAUCGGGUAUUGUGCGGGGUGUAUUGCGUCGCCGCAGUUGUGGACGCAGAAGCCGAGGUAUUUCAACGGGGUGGUUACGGCGUUGGUGACGUGGUGCACGUUGUUUGUGGUUGUCGUGGCGUAUUGGCUGGUGUGUAAGAGGGAUAAUGCGAGGAGGGAUGCGAAAGAGAGAGAGGGCGGGAGUGAUGAGGGGGCGCUCGACGUCGUGCUUGAUAAGAAUGGGGCGCCGGUUACGGAUUUGACGGAUAAAGAGGAUUCAAGGUUUAGGUAUAGUUGGUAGAUGGUGUGUUGCUAACCCUAUACGUACGGGAUUUAUAUACGCAUAUUGGUUCUUCUGCUGGAACAAAGCUGCAGGCUCUUUACUGCAUUGAUUAGUUGCUUGCUUCAAGUAAUCAUGUCCUAAGUACGCCAAUUACUCAGCGUCGACGCAGAUUUC
Molecule: messenger RNA, 1787 nt
Organism: Boeremia exigua
Lineage: Eukaryota; Fungi; Ascomycota; Dothideomycetes; Pleosporales; Didymellaceae
Product: major facilitator superfamily transporter
Exons: 5
Coding region: 135-1631 (498 amino acids)
Biological process (GO): tripeptide transport; dipeptide transport; allantoate transport
Cellular component (GO): plasma membrane
Molecular function (GO): allantoate transmembrane transporter activity; dipeptide transmembrane transporter activity
Source: RefSeq, a predicted model, not a curated record